Molecule: messenger RNA, 562 nt
Organism: Plectropomus leopardus (leopard coralgrouper)
Lineage: Eukaryota; Metazoa; Chordata; Actinopteri; Perciformes; Serranidae
Source: RefSeq, a predicted model, not a curated record
GUUAAGAUGUCACAUGUCGCUUCCUGUGUCCGCGGGUGUCCUGCUGGUGGGCCUCCCGUACUCCAUCUCUCUGGCUGCCCAAUGGCUGUACGGCUGGCCCAACAAGCCGGGAUAUAAGAAGUACAUAGAAGCUCUAAAACCAAGGCGAAUAUACUGUUUGACCAGAGCUGUGCUGGAAACUCUGAAGUAUCUACAAUAUGGGAGGCUUUACUUUCAGUGGAAGUCAUGGUACAAGAACAACGAAAACCGAAAGCAUUAUGAAAAGGGCAUCGUAUUUGGCCGCAGAAGCAACAAGCUGGACUUGUACCACCCUCCAGACGUGAGCAGGUCUAAAGAUGUCCCUGCGCCGCUGGUGGUUUUCAUCUACGGAGGUGCGUGGGGCUCCGGAGACAGAUCCAUUUACUGUUUGCUGGCGAGGCGGAUGGCGGAGGAGCUUAAUGCAACUGUCAUUUGUCCCGAUUACUUCACCUAUCCAAAGGGGAACGUUUUAGGGAUGGUCCAAGAUAUUGCUGACUGCUUGGUUUGGGCUCAAGAGAGUGGACACAAGUUCAACUUUGACAAG